This is a messenger RNA of Cataglyphis hispanica, 15274 nucleotides long. RefSeq names its product WD repeat and FYVE domain-containing protein 3 (gene bchs). Gene Ontology annotation, molecular function: metal ion binding; protein binding. NCBI's taxonomy places the organism in Eukaryota, Metazoa, Arthropoda, Insecta, Hymenoptera, Formicidae. Bases 292 to 10599 code for a protein of 3435 amino acids. The transcript has 47 exons. The record is from RefSeq and is a predicted model, not a curated record.
UCUCGUCGGUCUGUCUGACGUUUUAAGAGAGCGGACGGACGUAAAUAUUGAGCCGGAUGCUUGACGGACAGCGAUGUCAUCGAUCUGUAUGCAUUGAUUGCCGAGCGGAUUGUCGACGAAUGUUGCUCGAUUCGAUGCUGAAGCUGUUAUUGGUUUUUCCGCGAAACCAUCGUGCCAUUUUCACGCGCUUCUUCAUGCUGCCCGAUAUGUUAAUACUCGCAAUGUUAGCACGACAAAUGUUCGAACGUAUUUGCUGAACGGUCAUUAUUAUUUCCACAUCAAAUUUCAAGUAUGAACAUAAUGCGCAAAUUACGAGGAGGUACCGGUGUUGGAGGUAUGGGUUCAAGCGGUACUGGUGGUUUAGACGAUUGCGCUGGAGGCACAAAUCCUCAGCACACUGCUCUGGGGCUUAUGCAUCUGAAAAAACUGUUCUCCGAAUAUACUCAUCCACCACAUCCCCUUUCCGAUACUGAACGUGAUGAUAAAUUGUAUAACAUGUUACCAUUAUUUUGCAAGGUAUUUGGAUCUAGUCCAUCAGGAGAUAUGAAUGAAAAGUUCUGGGAUAUUUUGGCCUUUACGCAACAAGUAUCAAGACUUAUGGUAUCUGAAAUCAGAAGAAGAGCAAGCAAUCAGAGUACCGAGACAGCAAGUUGUGCUAUUGUCAAGUUUUUAGAAAUUGAAAAUAGUGAAGAAUCGAGUAAUGGUUGGAUGCUGUUGUCUGCAUUGAAUUUGUUGGCAGCAGGCGAUACUUCUCUGAUACAAGCCAUGACUGCUGCUUCAGUUCCGUCAACUUUGGUGAAAUGUUUAUAUCUGUUCUUUGAUUUACCCGAAAUGAACGAGGAAGAUGCUGAUAUUACAGAUACAAAUAGUGAAUUCACUCCUAGAGAACGUAGGAUAUUAUUACAAAAAAUAUUUGUUCAGUUGUUGGUAAGAUUAUGUAGUCAUCCCUAUCCAGCGGAAGAACUCGCUCGUAAGGACGAUCUUACCUUACUGUUCUCAGCAAUAACCAGUUGGUGUCCACAGUAUAAUAUUAUGUGGCGUAAAAGUGCCGCCGAAGUUUUGAUGACGCUGUCCCGACAUGGUCUUACACAGAAUGUAGUAGCUUAUAUUCAUAAUAAAGGAUGUAUAGCACUUUGUAUUGAUAAUAUGCAACGUGUACCUGAGCUGGCACCAUUAGAGGUUGUAGAAAUGUUUGUAACAGUGUUCUGUUUUUUAAAAGAUUCCAGUGAGGUUUCUCAAACAUUGCUGGAUGACUUUCGUGCUUGUCAGGGUUAUAUCUUUUUAUCUGAGUUUCUCUUAAAACACGCUCCAUCAAGAUUAGAACAAGAUAGUAGAGCGGAAGCGCAUGACGCUAUCCGAAAUUUGGUACUAAUGUUAGCAUCUUUAACAAUGUGUGGUCAUACAGAAUUGAAACCAAGUCAAGCUAGUAUGGGAUCCUUAUUUCAAAUGCUCGGCUUUACCUUACCCCAACCCAGUAACAGAGGAGGAAGCGUUCGAAAUAUUCAAGCAUUCCAAGUAUUACAAUCUGUAUUUAUAAAAUCUAAUUCACCACUUCUAUGUUGCACUAUAUUGGAUGCGAUAUCUAGUGUAUAUCACAGCGACAAUGCGAAUUAUUUUAUUCUCGAGGGACAAAAUACUUUGUCUCAGUUUGCAGAAAAAAUUCAUUUGAAAAAUUCAGAGAUACAAGAAAAAUUCUUUCAAUUAUUGGAAUUUAUAGUUUUCCAACUUAAUUUUGUUCCAUGUAAAGAACUCAUAUCUCUGUCUAUCUUAUUAAAAACGAACAAUUCAAUUUCUUGCUCUAUCAUGUGUAUGGAGACUCUUCUCAAUAUACUCAGACACAAUACUAUAUUUAAAGACGUUUAUAGAGAAGUUGGUAUGUUAGAAGUUUUUGUGACUUGUCUUCAUCGAUAUGCAACAUUACUCAAGGAUAAGCAAGCUGCAAUUGAUCAAGGAUUAGAAUACACGUUAUGCCCCGAGGACGAACGGUUGGGUGCCUUAAUAAUGGAGGCUUUAACAACGUUAUUAGCGAGUAACGUUCAAAAUGCAAAUGUCUUUAGAGAAUGUGGAGGCGCACGUUGCGCUCAUAAUCUAGUGCCCUACGUAGAUUGCCGGUAUCAAGCACUCGGUAUUGUUAGAGAAUUGAUACUCAGCGCAGGUGGUGAUGACGACAUGGCUACGCUAUUGGGAGUUAUGCAUUCAGCACCUCCUAAUGCUUUGAUUCUAAAAACGCAUAUAUUAAAAUCGUUGUUAGCCUGUUUACGAGAAUCGCAUAGGACUAGAACGGUUUUUCGAAAAGUCGGAGGCUUCGUUUAUGUAAUGUCGGUUCUGGUAUCACUGGAGAAUCAAUUAGGUUUGCAAAGAUCGGAAAGGAACGAACCUUGCAAUGAUUUCGUGCAGAGAACGAUGCAGGAUGAAAGUCAAUUGUUGACAUUAUUACAUGUAGUAUUUCAUACUAUAAGUACAGCUAUGCGAUUUGAGCCAGCAAAUGCGAAAUUCUUCCAUCACGAGAUCUGCCAAUCAAGUUUGUGCGAUACUUUACGUCUUCUCGGUUGUUUUUCGACGCAAACAAAAAUCACUGAGAUGGAUAUGAUACCGACUGUGAAUUAUCAUAACAUGCUAGUGUCAUUAUUUAUUGGCAGUGUAUUGGAACCGGUAUUUCCAGAUGAUAUGCCAAAGACAUUGGGAUAUGCGUGUUUAUUAUUACGUUUGCUGUAUGAUGUGGCACUCGAUUCCUUUGACAAACCAAAUUUAGCUAAUGUAGGCAUAAGAUCUCCAAGUCAUAAGCAAAAUAGCGUGGAGCAACAGAGAUCAUUUGAUUCUCCUGGAAAUAGCAAGAGAUGUAUUAUAAAUUCCUUAAAUCUAAGCCCACCCGCACCCGAGCCGAUUGUAGUUCAUCCCGGUAUAGUGGUGGGAAUGCUUCACUUACUUCCAUCUAUCUCCGAACCAUCUAAUCCACAAAUGGCGCUAGCCUUACAAUUAUACGUGGCGGAGAUAAUCAAGAGCUUAGUACGAUCGGAAAGAAAUCAGCAAGUCAUGUGUGAAGCCGGUAUGGCCGGAGAAUUGUUGUCCGUGGGUAGAAUUGCUUUGCAGGAUGAGACACAUCCGCUUCAUCAACCUUUGCAAUACAUCAUAGAGAGACUCGCCGCGCAAUCCCUCGAACCAAGAGAUUUACGAGAGUUUUUACGUUUGGGUGAUCCGUUAUGUUGUAUCUCGCUGGACGAUAUCGAUCCAAGCAAGCCUAGAGGAGGACCAGUCCCUUUAACACGAAUUAAGACGCUAGUGUCGAUGACAACACCCAAGGACUUUAGAGCUCAUGGUUCGUGCACCUUACCACCUUUCGUGGAAUUGGAUAUGAGUGCCGAAGGAUUCGCGUGUUUAUAUUUGCCGAGUGUCGCCCCGCAAAGUACCACACCUCCUACGGUUGUCUCCGCGGACAAUAGCGUUUUGGGAGGCAUUGGAUCAGGUGAUAGAUUAUUCCCGCCACAGACCGGGUUAACGUAUAGCACAUGGAUAUGUGUCGACAAGUUUAGCGAUCCUAGAACCGAUCCUCAUUGCGUGAGAUUACUCACUCUAGUGCGUACUCCGCAAUCUGCGAGAGACUUAAUUUGUCUGACUGCUGUUCUUAGCGCUAGAGAUAAGGCUAUCAUUGUUUCCACUCAGGAGACACCUAUUCCGCAAAAUACAGGUGAAUGGGAGCCCGAAGGGACGGGUGAAUGCGGUGCCCGAGUCUGGUGUCCUGAUUUACUUCACGAAGGACAAUGGCAUCACAUAGCUAUUGUGUUGAAUCGCGCGGUUCUUAAAAACUCGAGUUUUUCAUUAUAUUUAGACGGUCAACAUAUCCAUAGUCAAAAGCUUCAUUAUAUCACGCAAGUUCCUGGAGGUGGAGCAGCCAACUUAACAGUGGCUUCUCCAGUUUACGGUUACAUUGGUACGCCGCCUUGUUGGCGUAGAUAUUCCAGAUUGACAUGGAAACAGGGACCAUGUCAUUUGGUGGAGGAAGUUUUUAAUUCUCAAAAUAUUGCCACUUUAUUUAGACUAGGACCGCAUUACAUGGGAAGUUUGCAAGCUCCGCAAUUGAGUGGCCCUGAACCUCUAGGACCUCUCGUGGCUGAAGAAAAAGUUGUAUUUGGAUUGAAUGCAAAAGCCAUGUCACAAUUGACUCUAGCUAAAAUUAGGAAAGUGUAUAGCCGAGCUGAUAAUAAAUCAAUAGCCAAACAACUUGGAAUGUCAUCCCAUGAGAAUGCUACGCCUAUUAGGGUUCUUCAUAAUUCCGCGGGACAUCUCAGCGGUCCAGCUAGAGCAUUAGGUGGUGUGGUCGUUGGUUACCUUGGUGUUCGUGUAUUUAGUCCUAAACCAGUAGCUACUAUGAUCGAUAAUGUAGGAGGAUGUUCAGUGUUAUUAGGUUUAAUAGCUAUGGCCCAAGAUGUAGAAUCUUUAUACGCAGCUGUAAAAGCAUUAGUUUGCGUAGUAAGAUCCAAUCAAGCGGCCCAACAAGAAAUGGAUCGUAGAAGAGGAUAUCAGACUCUAGCUAUGUUAUUAAGAAGAAAAUGUCCUCUUCUAAACAGUCAUAUAUUGCACUUGACAUUCAGUCUUGUGGGGACGGUCGAUAGUGGUAGAGAAACUAGUGCGAUUCCUAAUGUCACAGCAUUUCAAGACCUCUUAUGUGAUCUACAAGUUUGGCACGAAGCACCCGGAGAAUUAUUGAGAUCUCUCCUCGAACAUUUGUACGAACUGAUAGCAGAGUCCAGUGAAAAACGAACUAAUCUGCGAUUAAUGAGAGACUUACAAUUAGUACAUAAAUUAUUGCAUAUUUUGAGCGACGUAAAACUAAAUAGCACUAGACAGAUUCUUUUAGCGCUUCUUAGUAUAUUAUUGAGUCAACCACGACAGGCUGACCUAUUAUGGUUUGGGCAAUUUAUUGUAGCAACCUUACCGCAAUGUUCUGAAAAACAUUUAAUUCUUAGAGAAGGAGAAGGAAUCAAGGACGGAGAAGGAGAGAGUAUACUUUUACGUAAUCGUUGUUUACAGCUCUUACACUCAUUGUUGUUUAAUGGAUCCAAAGUUAAUGUAAAUAUGUGCGAAGAAGUAGCCAAAGUUCUGGGCCUAGAUUGGGUAUUAUUGUUCCUCCAGUCUGAUCUUCAUAGUACCACAGUUGUCUGGGGAUUACGUAUUCUCGUGGCAAUAUGUUCAGUGCAAUCAAUUUUGCAAAAAUUUAAAGAAGGCACAAGCAAUGGUGGUUGGCUAAGGCAUACCGAUCACAACAAAAUGGCACUAGCACUCGGUUGUCAUCAACAAAUGUCUACUGGUGAGAUUAAACCAUCUGGGCUUCACGUACCAGGAUUUCAGCAUCUGGGCUGGUUACUUCCGCAACAUAUCGAUCUUGUUCCGGAACUUUAUUUUCUCUUUAUUGCUCUAAUGAUGGGACAGCCUGUGAAAUUGUUACCUACGGAUUCGAAGCUCGAUUUGGAUAAUGUUUGGAGCUUUAUGUUCGGGGUCCCGGCAAAUCAUACGCUAUCGUCUUUCACCAGCAGAAUUAAUCUUUGUCCCGAGGCGAUGGUCACGUUAUUAGCUAUGGUGCGAACAAUGUUGAAUAGUCACUCAAACAACCCGGAAGUAUUACCAGCAUGGUUAAAUGAUUAUCCGGUGACAAUAAUACAAUUCUUAUUCUUCCUUUAUCGCAACUUCACCGACUUUAUGCAGGUCUUUAUGUCCGCGGAAGUUCUGGGUGCCUUAGCUGGGACCUUGUUUCCGAAACCUGUCAGUUCUAGUCAGGAUAGCAGCGGUGCUAGUACCCCAGCCGAUGAGCAGGAACCAGUAUUAGUGAGAUCGCCGUCGAAAGAUGUAGGAUUGACGAAUCAUCCCGCAAAGAAAUUCGUGAUGGACUUUUUUAAAGUUAUCGUCGUCGAUUCGCUUUCGCUGCCGGUGACGACCAAAUCGCCAGCGAUAGAUCUCGUUCUGGAAGCGUGGCCGGAACAUGCGUCGACUGGACAGCAAAUGCGUUAUCAAACAGAAGUGUUAUCUAUAUUAAUGGAACACUUGCUAGCUGCGGAUGUGUUGAUCGGGGAGCAGGCUGCUUUGCCUGUUGUUCCCGGCGGAUCGGCUAACAAUAUAACUAACAAUGUUUGUUACGUGGCAGCCAGAAUAGUUGAUAAAUUAUGGCAAGGUGCUCUGACAAAAGACCCGCACGAAGUAUUCGAUUUUAUUGUCAAAUUAAUCGGUCAAGCAAAGAGGCGACCUGGUGUUGUCAGCAUGGAAGGCCUUCAUCACUGCCUGAAUAGGACAAUUUUAUUCUUACUGUCACGUGCGACUGAUUCUAUUGCCGAUCAAAUGGCGGUAUUGGAAGCAUUGCAUAAGCUUACUACUCAUAGAUUAUUAGUGUUCGGCGCUGGUAAUCACGAAUUAGAAUUUAUCGGCUGUUUGACGUAUUGUCUGUUGCAACUGACAGCUGAUAUAAAGAUCAUGUUGGACACUAACAUGAAAACUACGUGGCACGUUAAUCCGCAAGUGGAAUCCAGCGAUGAUAGAUUGACAUCUCACCAAGGACACAAUUUGAUGGCUGUAGCGGCAACGAGAGUUUGGGAGGAACUCUACGUAUGUAAGAAACCGGCCAUAGAAGAAGUUUUUAAAGUGACUCUGCCGGCGCCUGUGAAUAAUGAACGUGCACCGGAAUUGUCGGUCGUGAGAGAACAGAUUCACGAAGCUGCGUCCAAGCUCUGGCUAAAUUAUGUAGUUUCGGAAAGAAGGGCCACGUACAGAGCUCCUUGGGAACUUCACAAUCAGAUCCAAUCGAAAAUCCAAAAAGUGACGGGAGGCUUGACGAGAUUAGCAAGUCGGACAAAGGUGCGAAAGGAGGAAUCUGUACGCGUAAGACUUAGAUUACAUCAGAACACCGUUGCUCAAUGGACGGAGCAACAUGUUGCGUUAGUCAGAGAGCUCGCUGCAGUGAGACGUUUGCAACAUCAACAAACAAAUCUGCACACUCAGCGUUAUGUAUAUCAAGAAUGGCUGCAAACCGAGACGGAAUUGACUAGGGAACGCGGUCUUUGGGGACCUCCGACACCCACCAGGCUCGACAAAUGGAUGUUGGAUAUGACAGAAGGACCAUGUAGAAUGCGAAAGAAAAUGAUGAAGAAUGAACUCUUCUACAUACAUUAUCCGUAUCGGCCUGAAUUAGAGCAUCCUGAUAAUAAACAGCUAAAGUACAAAGUAGCGACGAGCUGGGAUAGUAAAGAGUACUAUCUGAAGCAGCUUGGCAAUUCAUCGGGAAUGUUUGAACGCGAACGAGACCCUGUUAUAGACGACACACCGUUAAAUGUUAAUGAAACUUCUACCGAGAGCGAACCACCGAUGGUUCCGUGCACGUUAGAACGUCAUGCCAGUGAACCAGAUGAAGCGCCCGAGGAUAAUGAACAGGAGGAAGAAAAUAAUCAAACUGUUCCAGACAAUCAAACGUUAUUACGUCUCCUUGAGGAACAUGAAAAGAUAAGCCACAUGUUUAGAUGCGCAAGAAUACAAGGUUUGGACACGACUGAGGGUCUUCUUUUAUUUGGAAAGGAACAUUUUUACGUGAUUGAUGGAUUUACAUUGUUGAAGUCUAGAGAGAUAAGAGAUAUAGAAAGUUUGCCAGAGGCAUACGAACCAAUCUUGCCGUCUCCGGGAUCUCCUAGAAGAUCUAGAGCAAUGAGACAGUGUUCCAAGUUUAAUUACGAAGACAUCAGGGAAGUACACAAGAGACGAUACUUAUUGCAACCUAUGGCAUUGGAAGUGUUUAGCGGAGACGGUAGAAAUUAUUUAUUGGCAUUUCCUCGAAAGGUCAGGAACAAGGUCUAUCAAAGAUUCAUGACAUUUGCUACUGCGAUCGCCGACAACGCUCAGCAAUCUGUAGCUGGCCAAAGGCGAACGGCGAAUGUCGAGCAGGCCACUGGAUUGCUCUCAAAUCUUAUAGGAGAAACAUCAGUCACUCAAAGAUGGGUGAGAGGAGAAAUAUCCAACUUUCAAUACCUGAUGCAUCUAAAUACUCUGGCGGGUCGAAGUUACAACGAUCUUAUGCAAUAUCCGAUAUUUCCGUGGAUCUUGGCUGAUUACGACAGUGAGGAGCUUGAUCUUACAGAUUCAUCGACAUUUCGAGAUUUCAGCAAACCUAUGGGUGCGCAAAGUCCUGAGCGAUUGCUCCAAUUUAAGAAAAGAUACAAGGAAUGGGACGAUCCGCACGGAGAGACUCCUCCUUAUCAUUAUGGCACGCAUUAUUCGUCAGCAAUGAUAGUAUGCUCAUAUCUGGUGAGAAUGGAACCGUUCACGCAACAUUUCCUCAGAUUACAGGGCGGACAUUUCGAUUUAGCCGAUAGAAUGUUUAAUAGCAUAAAGGAGGCGUGGUUAUCUGCUUCCAAGCAUAAUAUGGCAGACGUGAAAGAACUUAUCCCGGAAUUUUUUUACCUCCCAGAAUUUCUUAACAAUUCUAAUCGCUUUGAUUUGGGCUCUAAACAAAGCGGUGUUCAACUCGGUGAUAUCGUUCUUCCACCUUGGGCGAAGCAGGAUCCUCGCGAAUUUAUCCGUGUACAUAGACUCGCAUUAGAAUGCGAUUAUGUAUCGCAGCAUCUUCAUCAAUGGAUCGAUCUAAUAUUUGGAUGCAAGCAAAACGGUUCGGCGGCUGUUGAAGCUGUCAAUGUAUUCCAUCAUUUAUUCUACGAAGGCAACGUCGAUAUCUACAACAUUGAUGAUCCAUUGAAGAAGAACGCAACUAUCGGUUUCAUCAAUAAUUUCGGCCAAAUACCUAAGCAAUUAUUCAAGAAGCCGCAUCCGGCAAAAAAAAUGACGCAGAGGACUAGUGUGAUCGAUCCUGGACCUAUCACUCCUGGAUUAAGUAUUACCACGUCUGACAAAUUGUUCUUCCAUAAUCUCGAUAAUCUGAAACCAUCGUUACAACCUAUUAAAGAAUUAAAGGGUCCCGUUGGACAGAUAUUGCACAUUGACAAAGCUGUGUUGGCAGUGGAACAAAACAAGACACUUAUUCCUCCCUCUUAUAACAAAUACGUAGCAUGGGGAUUCGCUGAUCAUUCACUCAGAAUAGGGAAUUACGACAGCGAUAAAGCCAUCUUUGUCGGCGAGGCCUUGAUGCAAAGCAGUGGGGAGAUAGUAGCGUGCGUUUGUCCGUCUUCCAAAUUGAUAGUUACCGCUGGCACCAGCUCUGUCGUGACAGUCUGGGAAUAUGCCAAGCGACAACUUUCUAUAAAACAGUGCCUGUACGGACAUACCGAUGCAGUCACAUGUUUAUCGUCCAGUCCCGCGUACAACGUUAUCGUGUCCGGAUCGCGAGACGGUACAGCAAUUAUAUGGGAUUUAUCCCGGUGCUUGUUUGUGCGUCAGCUUAGAGGACAUGCUGGACCAGUUGCUGCAGUAGCCAUAAAUGAAUUAACGGGAGACAUAGCUACAUGCGCAGCUACAUGGUUACAUGUAUGGAGUAUCAAUGGGGAGGAAUUAGCGAGCGUUAAUACGUGUGUCGGCCGCGCCGAUAGGAUGCAACAGAUAUUAUGCGUCGCUUUCAGUCAAACUCACGAAUGGGAUUCGCAGAAUGUUAUUAUGACUGGCUCUACUGAUGGCGUUGCUCGCAUGUGGUCGAUGGAUUACGUGCAAGUACCCGCAGAAGAAGAGAAGCCUGAAGAAGUAACGGUUGUCGAGAAAGAAAAGAACGAGAAACAAAGCACCGAGGAGAACCAAACUGAAACAACAAUGAAGAGAGUUAAAGAAUUGGUUAAACAAAUGAGUAUAUCUGCCGAGGGAUCAGGUAUACUUAUGAAAAGCGGUUCUGAGAGUAGUCUCUCCGAGACGGAAAAUGCCAAAGAAGCUUCCAGACUACAUGAGGAAAAAGAGGAAUGCUCCGAUAAUGAAUCGAGUAACGGUUCUAGUAAUAAACCUUCGCCUCAGAAUAAUCACGCAUCUUUGGUCGUAUUGCGUCGAAAGAGUCGCGGAAAUCCGAUGUUUAGAAAAAGCGAAGGUGGCGGACGAGCUGAUAGCGAGGGCACACAAACUAGUGAGUCUACCAGCAAUCCAGGGGAUUCGGAAGGAGCAUUAAGGGCUAGUAAAAGCGAUACCAGUUUGACCGAUAGUUUCGUUAUGGUUAGCGAGGUUGAUACAAAGCCGCGAAAAAUCAAUCCGCAAAAUAUCUUGCGAGACGGCUUCAAAUGGCAAAGACAAUUGGUAUUCCGCAGUAAAUUAACGAUGCAUACUGCCUACGAUCGUAAGGAUAAUGCAGAACCGGCGUCUAUCACAGCUUUAGCGGUAUCAAGGGAUCAUAGAACAGUAUAUGUGGGUGACACUCGUGGUAGAGUAUUUUCAUGGAGCGUGUGCGAACAACCCGGACGCACGGUCGCCGAUCAUUGGCUGAAAGACGAAGGAGCGGAUUCUUGCGUUGGUUGUGGCGUCCGAUUCAAUUUAUAUGAAAGAAGGCAUCAUUGCCGCAACUGUGGACAAGUAUUCUGCUCGAGAUGCAGUCGAUUCGAGUCGAAGAUAUCCAGACUUGGUAUCUUAAAACCAGUUAGAGUUUGUCAAGGCUGUUAUUCGUCAUUACGGUCUCAGAAUAACUCCACCGAGAGUAAUACUUAAUAUGAUACACAACACAUGAGAGUCUUAUCUUAUAUAUAAAUCGUUAAAUUAUACAGAAAACUAUCUUAGCGGGUUGUAAAUACUUGGGUGUACCUAUUAACUUUUUAGUUGAAUUUCUCUGUUCACGAACACGAAGAAGUGUGUGUAUGUAUGUACGUUCUAUCCUAUGCAAACUGAACUAUACACAAUUUAUUGCAUUUUUUAACAGAUGAGUUAAUGUAAUCGUAAUUUCAUUUGCAUCUGCAUAAGUAAAGGUUGUUGCAUUUUUAUUUCGAUGACAUUUCUAUUACUAAGAUAAUGGAGAAAUAACAACAAAGUAUGAAUCAUUUGCUGGAUUAUACAUUCCUGUCGAUGUUUCAAGUCAUGCAUAAACCAAUUGAAUUUUUAGGAAAUAAAUUUUUCUAAUGCAUUAAAAUAUUAUAUAAUUUAUACACAUUUAUACAUAAUUUUUAAUUGUUCUUUAUUAUCGACAGGUUUGUAUAAAGUUGUAUAUAUAAUUUUUUCAUUACAUUUUAGAUUAAAUUAUAAGAAAUUUAAUUAAAUUUAGAUACAUGUAUAUGUUACCCAUAAGAUUAAAGGAAAUAUAAGAUGUACUUUCCAAAUUUAUCCAAUACAAAUUCUUGUAUGUGUACCUAUUGCAUAUUGUACUUUAUAAAUAGUACAUUAUGCCAGGAAAUGGUAAUGUGCAAAAUUUAUACUAUUUCUAAUCAAUGCAUUAAGUAAUGUUACCAACUAUCAUUAAUCAUGUAAUAUUAUUAUUAUUUAUAAAAUUAAGAAUUAUAUAAUCUGUGAUUUUUUUUCUAUAUUUUAAUUUAGCCGGAAUGAUCAAUGGCUCUCGAGAUUAAUCGAUUAUGUUAUUAUAUCGGUACUGUUACUAAUUAUUGCAUUAAGUUAUUAAUGGAAAACAUAACAUUUAAUGUUAUAUGUUAAAAUUGAAUAUGUGUUUGAUUAUAAUUAAAUUCACAUUUAUUUAAGACACGGAAAAGUUUAGAUAUUACUGUGAUUAUUCUUUUGAGAGGGAUAAAUUUUUUGUUUGUUUAUAUAAUAUGUGAAGUAUCUCAAUUUCUUAUUUUAUACAUUUGUUAUUCCAUUGUACUAAUCAUCUCAUAGAGGAUGCCAAUUUGGAAAGUAUCUCUUUCAAAUAUAAGUAUACAAUUGUUUUUUUUUUUUUUUUUUCAACCAAGGAGUGUGUUUCACUUUUCUUUCGCAUAUGGUACAUAUAUGGUACAUAAAUACUAUUUAAGGACUGUAUUACGAUUUAAAGUAUAUUAUUGCAAUGUGUACUGCUGAUCUUUUAUCCAAAGGCAUAGAACUUCAUAAUAGACAAUACCGUAUUUAUGUAACACUUAUUAUUAAUUGUAGGAUAUUUAAACAAAAUCAUAGACAAAAUAAUAAACCAUAAGUAAAAAUCACACCAGCUAAUGUUUUUAACAGAGUGACAAAUGUGGAAUACAAAUGAUUAUAAAUCAAUGUAUCGUGAUUUUUGUGUAUAGAAAUAAUUGUGUGGGAUUGAUUUUCAAGAUAUAAUUUCCAAGAUAUAUUAAAAGCUCCUGUGAAAAGUUUAAAUAAUUUGCGCUGUAUUAUAGUACGGGUACCUCCUAAAAGUUUAAGUUUCUUACAAUACUAAAAGCCAAAUAUUAACGACAGACAUUUGAAAAGUUUGACAAAAAAUUUCGAGACCGACUCUCAAAUUGCAAAAAUUAUAUCGCUGUUCAAACAAUCGAUUCCACCAUUCGUAUUCUCUCUAAUGAUAUAUCUCCACUUCCUUAAAAGCACAAAUUUUAUAAAAGACAUAAGUUGAAGUGAAUGAGAUACAAUCAUAAAUUAUAGGCAAAUGUAUUUCUACUGAAUUUUUUUUGUUAACAUUGCGUUAAUACAAAUCGAUCCUAUAAGCACAAUGCUGUCAGGUUCUUUGAACGAAAAUCUAUACAAGAGAGACAAGAAAGUUGAAGUAGACAAUACAGAGAGAUAUGAUAAUAUAUGAAAGAAUAUUGGCACACUCAAAUAUAUAAAUUAUACGCACGCGUCAAAGUCAUCCUCUCUUUCAAGCAUAAGAAAUAUCUAUGCGUUCCUGUGCAUAUUAGUUCAAUUUACACAUCGUCAAUUAUUUAUAUAUUGUUUUUUAUUCGAGUAAAAGAUUUGUCGAUUCUAUAAAUGGAUUUUAUAGAAAAUCGGACGAUAGAUGUAACUUAACGUACAUUUUCUGAAAAAUAGUUAAAUAUAUGUGUUAUUAUUCUUUUUUAAAAUAAUCAUGAAAAAUUAAUAUUUGUUAUUUUUUUAAAAGAUAUACCAAAAGGAUUAUAUUUAUCUAAUCAUUUGAUAGUUAGAAGAAACAUAGUUUGAAAAAACUAAAUAAUUAAAUUGCGCGAAAAAUUAUGGAAAAUUAUAUUAAUUAUUAUAUAACAGAGUAUGCAUAUAUAUAUAUAUAUAUGCAUAAUUUAAAUCAUAAAUCAUAUAAUAACAUUACCUUUUUAUAGAUUUAACUAUGAUUUCUAGUCAUAUACAAUAUAAAGUUGUUUCUACUUGAAAAGAUUUUACUUUUUAUUAUUUUAUGAUGAAGAGUAUUAUUUAUAAUUAUUGUAUACAAAUAGAAUAUAUUAUGCUGAGUACCCCACAUAGAUUUUUGGAUUAUCAUAUAGUUUAUCAGAAGAAUCAGAGUGUGAUACUUUUAACAGACAUUCUAUAUUGUAUCGUUGUUAUACUACUAUGCAAAUUAUUUCCAAGUAUAAUACAAUAUGGCUUUAGCAUAUAUAAAAAUUUAUAGAAACUUAUUAUGGAGAUUUUUUUAAUAAAAAAAAAUGAUACGUUAUUUUUAUUAUUAGAUUUUUAAAGAUAUAUAUAUUUAUGUUUUGAUAUACUUUAUAUGUGAUAGUAUAACAACCAUACAAUUUCUCUUAUAGAAUGGUGAUAAGUAACCGUUUUAUUAUACGAUAUUGUAUUAGCAAAUUAUAUAUUUUCACAAUAUUUUUUUAAAUAGCGUACAGAGGAAAUUUUAAUUAAUGACACAUGCGACGUCACUUCAUUCAUACUACGAUGCUAUCCACUAAGAUGGAUUUGAUAGAAUAAUAAGAAAACUGUGCAUUAUACAGUUAGAUUUCAAAUUGUAUAUAAAAAUAGAAUGAAAGAGAAUCAUCUAAAGAUAUUUAUUGCUUAAAAAAUGUAUGAUAAGAUAGAGAGACAUAUAGAGAGAAAGAGUAAUAUAUGAAUAUCUUAUAUAUUCAUAUAUGAAUAUAUAAAAUAUAUUGUAAUACCUGAUAUAUAUGUGACGGAUGUGUGUGUGUGUGUAUGUGUGAACCUAUAUGAAUGUUUAUGCGUCUGUAUGCCUGUACACAUUUACCACCCCUGCGCAUAGGAAUUACAUGUAUACAUAUAUAUAUAUAUAUAUAUACCAAUCACUAUACAUAUAUAAAUAUAUGUAGCUAGAGCCGACUGUGUAUCGUUAGAUAUUCGUAUAACAUUGUAUAGUAUAGAUUCUGAUUGGUAUAAUUAUAUUGAAUGGGCCAAAGUUGUAAAAGAAAAAUUACGUCUUUAUUUAACUAAUGAGUGAAAUAUAAUAAUUUAUUAAAUGUCGCAUGCGUAACUUUGAACACUGUAUUAAAUUGCAAGACCACUUUCUUUGACGCCACAUUGUUCUUUAAUAUAAAUCGAAAAGAAAUAACAUUUUUAGAAAUAAUCGAUUAAUAAUGUGUCUCUCCAUUUUACGCGCUUACUUCUUUGCUUUAUUAUAUCAAAUCAGCGUAUGCGAGUAACAGAGACUCUAAAACACAUAAAAUACUACAACACUAAAUAUAUAUAUAUUAACAUUAAGAAAGUCAAUUCAAUGUCUUGCCUUUCGACGGACUUUCCUCGAGAAUGUAAUCUCUUUACUGAAACUUUGGAUAAAAAUAUGAAAACUUUACAGAAUUGAUACUUUCAUUUAUCUCUAGGAAUAGUGGUCGAGAUUAUACUUACUGGCUCAAGUGCCGUGACACAACAAAGAGAAAACAAACAAAUUCUAAAGACAGCAAAUUAUUGUAUUUCAUUAAGCCAAAUAUAAGACCAUAACGUAUUAUAUAAUUUACAAGAUAAGUAUAUUCUAAAUGUAUGAAAUAAAGUUGUAUUCAAAAAAAGAAAAAAAAAGAGAACAUACUAUCCUUAAAUAUCUCUCAAAUAUUGUAGGAUAUCUUUUAUUAUUUUAGCUUUUUGUAGUAAAAAUGAAUUUGUCUCAUUCAUUAUUCUUCUCCCCCAAUGAUAAAAAUGUUAAUUUUAACUUAAAAUUUGUGAAAUCCCGUUUCGAUCAGACAUUAAUAUAUCGACAAUAUCUUGAGACCGAUGUAACGUCUCAUCAAUAUAUUAAGAUUAAUUAUAUACUCCAUAGAUGCUUGUUGUUUUUUCGGUACUUGCUAGUAUUCUAUAUCAGUAUUCUCUCGCAUCUUGUAGCCGUCUAUGUCUUUUGUAUGUGCUGGAAAGCACAUACAAAAUAUCACAUUUUUAUAUCGGUUGUCUCGCGAUUUUAGAGAAAGAGGAUAAUAUUUGGUUAAUUUUAUUUUUUCAUAACAUUUUACUGAAAUAAUUAUGAUUAAACAAUCAUAAUUACUCUGUGAAGGUUUUUUUUUGUUCAAAAUUUUGCAAUUAGAUGCACUUUUAAAAUAGAAACUAAUAAUCUUAAAACAAAUUGAUCUCAAUUACAAUGAAU